Molecule: messenger RNA, 1451 nt
Organism: Cyprinus carpio (common carp)
Lineage: Eukaryota; Metazoa; Chordata; Actinopteri; Cypriniformes; Cyprinidae
Product: annexin A2-like
Exons: 14
Coding region: 335-1417 (360 amino acids)
Cellular component (GO): cytoplasm
Molecular function (GO): calcium ion binding; calcium-dependent phospholipid binding
Source: RefSeq, a predicted model, not a curated record
AUCUGAUCUGAUCUAAGGCAUUGAGAGCUUGUUUGGUUUGAGACAUUGAGACAUUUUGUGCUUCUUGCAGCAGACGAGCCUGAAAUGCGGCGUAUGGAUGCUAUUUAUUUCUCAACAGUGAUUUAAAAGCUUGAGUUUUCAUCUUGCUUUAUUAAGUUUGAGAGAGGGCAGAUCAGGAGUCACCAAAAAAGCUGAAACUCGAUCUCACCUGAGACUGAAAUCUCACAGACACUCUCAUUCUGAGUCUUCAGUAUAGAAGGAUCAUAGCUGAUUUGAAUUUAAUUUGAACAGUGCAGCUUGUGCAUAACUUCCUUGUACAUUGACAAGGGGUGCCAUGGAGAUAGAAGCUAACUCACAGGAAACAUCUCCACUUACGUCUAAAGCCAUGUGGUGGGGCACCCUGGGGUCUGUUCGGCCUUUCCCAAAUUUCCGUCCCGAGAGAGAUGCUACAGUCCUUCACACUGCACUGGAGAAGAAAGAUGUGAGCACCAUUGUGAGAAUACUGACCAAUCGCAGUAAUGCUCAGAGACGAUCUCUUGCCCAGGUCUACAAGAAUUUCUCACAAAAAGAAUUGGACGCAAGUCUGAAGAAGGUUCUUUCCGGUGAUCUGCAGUCUCUGAUACUUGGACUGAUGAUGAUACCAGAGCAGUUUGAGGCCCAUCGCUUACGCAAAGCCAUGGAGGGGGCUGGUACAGAUGAAGAAACCCUUUUAGAGAUUUUGUGCACAAGGACACCACAGCAGCUCUCAGACAUCAGGGCUGCAUACAAUCAAGAGUAUAAGCGGGAUUUGGAGAAAGACUUGAUAAGUGAAACCAGUGGAGAUUUUUCAAAGCUCAUUGUGGCGUUGUUGAAGAAAGAGAUUGGGCCAGGAAUUAUUGACCAGGAUAUAGCAUCUUUAUCUGAGGAGCUGAAAAACAAGAAACCUGCAGCUGAUAUUUGGAUCAAAUUACUCACCACAAGAAACCCAGACCAUCUUAGAACUGUGCUGGAAGAACUGGAGUUUGAGAAAGGCCAGACAGUCGAGGAUGCUUUAGAGGGACAUUUUAAAGGAAUCCUCUCUGGAGACCUCAAAAAGGGCUUAAAGACACUAGUGCAGUGUUUAAAGAACCAGUAUCUAUUCUUGGCACAACGGAUCCAAACUAUGAAAUCAUCGGUGGUCCAGGGUGUGAUGGUGGCUCACAGUGAGGAGGAUCUAUUGAGAGUUAGAGUGGCAUACCUUCAAUCAACGGGAACCUCUCUGUACACGGCCUUACAGAACAGUUCAAAGGUGAACUCCAGCAGGGUUUGUUGGCUAUAUGCCGUGCAGAAGAUUAGAAAAAGUGCUGUACUGUAUAUGAUACAAAUGAUAAACAUUUGCGUGCACACAGUGAAAGCACAAUCCAUCCAUUUUUUUUUUACUGAAAAGCUUUGUGUCUGAAUGAAUAAAUAAAUUAAUAAAAUUUUACUGAGAA